UACCCCAAAGUUUGCUAUAAUUGGAUGGGCUGACAGUAUAGUUAAUCCUUGCACUGCCUCUGAAACUUAAUACAGCGACACUGCCCCAUUCUAGAGGGACUGAAAAUGACCAAGAGAUGAGAGAUUUACUAAAGGAAGAAAACUUUACAGUAAAUGGGCAACAGUCACUUUUUACACAUUGGUACCAUUUAUGUGUGUAACUUAGUCUACUUCUGUGUAUGAAGUUAGAAUUCAAUCAGACGUGCGUCUCUUUGGAAAAGCGUGGUCGCUUGGAUCGUGAUGGGAGAAGUGUCACUUUACCAGAACUGAGUCCAUAAAAAUUGAUGGUGGGACUUCUUUUCAAGAUAAACUUUGCUUCAGGCUAAACGUCCUCAUAUUGUUGACCAACAAACAGGGAUGGUACUUCGAGCUAUGUCUCGAGCGUUAUAUGUCAUCGUAGUUCUGUCAUUAUGGUUUGGAGGGGAGACUACUGCAGAAAGAGCAGGCUGCAAGAACGUGCACUAUGACCUGGUCUUUCUGCUGGACACUUCCUAUAGCGUGGGGAAGGAGAAUUUUGAAAAGGUCAGGCAGUGGGUGGCCAAUUUGGUGGACAGUUUCGACAUCAGUCCAGAGAAAACCAGGGUAGGAGUUGUAAGCUACAGUGACAAGCCACACACUGAGUUCAACCUAGGUGCUUAUCACAACAUAGAGGACAUCAAGCAGGCUGCGGCAAGCAUCAGAUACCGACGUGGGAACACCAUAACUGGGGAGGCAAUUGGCUACAUUACCUUGAACAGCUUCUCACAGCGGCAAGGCGGAAGGCCAAAUAAUCCGAACAUCCAGAAAGUAGCGAUCCUCUUGACAGAUGGCAGAAGCCAGGAUGAAGUCUUGCCAAAUGCGACUUUGGCCCACUCUGCUGGUAUCAGGCUCUUUGCAGUGGGUGUUGGUGAUGCCCUGAGGGAGGAACUGGAGGAGAUUGCUUCUGAACCCAAAUCUGCUCACAUGUUCCAUGUCACUGAUUUCAAUGCCAUAGACAAGAUUCGAGGAAUACUACGACAGAGACUGUGCCAAAAUGUUCUGUGUCCUAAUGUUAGACUGGACAGGAGUCAAUCCAAGAUACCAAAAAAAGCUUCCUCUAACAUCCCAGGUUUUGAUCUGAUGGAGCUGUUUCAUGUGAGGAGCAUUACUGAAAUGAAGAAUGGAGGAUAUGUUCGCCUAGGAACAAUACCCAUAGUUCAAAUGACAAAAGAUGUAUUUCCUCAAGGCCUGCCGGAUGAAUACGCCUUUGUUGCCACAUUCAAGUUCCGAAAAACCUCGAGAAGAGAAGACUGGUACAUUUGGCAAAUUAUCGACAAAUACGGAAUUCCACAGGUGUCCAUUCGUUUAGAUGGUGGGAACAAAGCCGUGGAAUAUAACGCAGUGGGUCUGAAGAAGGAUGCCGUGAGGACCGUUUUCAGAAACAGAGAAGUCAGUGGCUUAUUUGAUCGCAACUGGCACAAGAUGGCACUGAGCAUUCAGUCAGACAGUGUCUCCCUCUAUAUCGACUGUAUUCUGAUUGAAAUUCUGCCAAUGGAAGAACGGGAGAACAUUAAUAUCCAAGGAAAAACAGUCAUUGGCAAGCGUCUCUAUGACAGUGUUCCGAUUGAUUUUGACCUUGAACGAAUCGUAAUUUAUUGUGACGCUAAGGAUGCGGAGCUGGAGAAUUGCUGUGACCUUCCCAGUAACCCAUGCCAGAUUACACUUGCCACCCAAGACCCUUUUUUGGAGAUUUCAACAACACCACAGCCUCCUGCCGAGGUGGACAGUUCAACUUUUGUUAAUUGUUCCUGUCAUAAGGCAGAAAAGGGUGAUCAAGGUAUCCCUGGUUUUCAAGGACCCAGCGGCCCUAAGGGUGAACCAGGCAAAAUGGGAGUAUAUGGUCCUAAAGGACAGAAAGGAGAAGCAGCCAAAAUAAGCCAUACCUUGGUGCAGCAAGGUGAAAAGGGUGAUGCUGGUAUUGAAGGACAGGCAGGGCCACCAGGCGAGACGGGCAGAAAGGGAGACCAAGGUUAUCCUGGAGAACAGGGUUUUAAAGGCACAGCUGGAUCUCCUGGUAUAAGAGGUGAUAUAGGUCCUAAAGGAUCGCAUGGAGAGAAGGGUGACCGUGGUUUUGAUGGAUUUCCUGGAAAACUUGGUCUUCCUGGAGAAGUGGGUGCAACUGGGUUUCCAGGGCUUUCUGGAGAUAAAGGAGCAAAAGGAGAUGCUGGACCUCCAGGCCCACCCGGGAGCAUGUCAGUGGAGACUGGUGGUUUAAAAGGAGAACAAGGUGACCCGGGGCCUCGGGGCUUUCCUGGUUUGUUAGGCCCUUCAGGGCCUAUGGGUCCUCCUGGACUGGAUGGCAUUCCUGGAAAACCAGGUCUACAAGGUCAUAGGGGAAGAAAGGGUGACCGAGGACUGCCUGGUCUACAAGGAAUUACUGGAGCCACAGGUAUUAAAGGAGAGGGUGGCAUUCCUGGAGCACCAGGUCAUCGUGGAGAUCAGGGGCUGCCAGGUGAAAUUGGAUUUCCAGGAAAACCAGGAUCAAUGGGAAAACCGGGAUCACCUGGAAUAGAUGGGAAAAAUGGGUUUUCUGGACCUCAAGGGAUUAAGGGGCAAGAUGGAGAGCCAGGACAAGAUGGUUUACCAGGAAAGUCCGGUGAACAGGGAGAAUCAGGGAAUCCAGGUAUCUCAGGGCCAAGUGGGCAAAAGGGAGAAAUAGGCCUACCAGGGUUACAUGGCCUACCAGGCUCAAAGGGAUUAAAUGGAAACAAGGGUGAACUAGGAGACCAAGGACCAACCGGGCCAAAAGCAGAGAAAGGUGAAAAGGGUUUUGUUGGAGCUCCUGGUUCUCCAGGCUUACCAGGGACGGCAACUGAUGGUUUUCCUGUACCUGGGAUACAGGGCCUGAACGGAGAGAAAGGAAAUCCUGGAGAACCAGGAGAGCCGGGUUCCCAUGGAACACAAGGUGAAAGAGGACACCAAGGAGUUACAGGUUCAAAGGGUCAACAUGGCAAUCCUGGACCACCUGGGAUCGUUGGGGCUAAAGGAGAAAUGGGUAUUAUUGGAAGAUCAGGACCACCAGGCAUGCAUGGGGUGCCAGGAAACGUGGGGAUCCCUGGAGUGGCCGGUCCUCCAGGCAAGGAUGGUCUCAGAAGUGAGAAGGGAGUACCUGGUAAUGAUGGAGAGCCAGGGAUGCCUGGAACUCCUGGUGAUCUUGGACCAGCUGGAAUCCCUGGAACACCAGGUGAAAGUAUAACUGGAAAAAAGGGGCAGCCUGGUACAUCUGGUUUGCCAGGACUUCAAGGAUCAAAGGGUGACCCAGGGGAUCCUGGAAUACCAGGGUUAGCCGGAGAAAGGGGACCUCCAAGUGAAGGAAUCCCUGGACCAUCAGGCCCUACUGGACUACAAGGUGAAUUAGGUCAUCCGGGUCCACGAGGCUCGCCUGGACUCAGAGGCUAUCUUGGUCCCCCAGGAAAUGAUGGAUUACCCGGUCCAAGAGGAGAACCAGGACCUCCAGGAGAACCUGCCUUAUUACCUCUUACUUCCAGGAGAGAGGUAGAAAACAUGGCUAAGGAGUUGUGUACCAGUUGUCCCGAAGGUCCACCUGGAUUACCAGGCGUCCCUGGCAUCAAGGGAAGCAAGGGCUACGCAGGUCCUCCUGGGAAAGAUGGAAACGAUGGACUAACAGGAGACCAAGGACCACCAGGGCCACCAGGACCCCAAGGUCCAGAAGGAACAAUGGGUAGCAAAGGAGAACACGGUUCAUCUGGUUCAUCUGGUGAAAAGGGCGAACAGGGUAAUCCAGGGUUACCUGGCUACCCUGGACCCCCUGGUAAUCAAGGCCAAAAUGGAGCUGAUGGUAUUCCUGGCUCUCCUGGUGCACCAGGUCUACGAGGAGAGAAGGGAAAGGAAGGUGUUCCAGGAAAUCAAGGACCUCCAGGAUUGUUAGGACUGCCUGGACUCGCAGGAAAGGAUGGAAUAGAUGGGAAAUCUGGACCUGCAGGAGAGCCGGGCAGACCAGGUAAUCCUGGACCUUCGGGCAGGAAUGGACUCCGAGGAAUCCCAGGGUUUAAAGGCCUUCGUGGUGCAAAUGGUUCAAUCGGUCCGAGAGGUGAAACAGGAAUGGUUGGACCGCCAGGUCUACCAGGUAAACCAGGAAACGAUGGUGAACAGGGACCUAUAGGACCUCAAGGUCCUCCUGGUUUAAGAGGUAAUCAGGGUAGAAAUGGUGCUCCUGGGCCUGAGGGAAAGCCUGGUGAACCUGGUCUGCCGGGACCUAAAGGUCCAAAAGGAUCAAAUGGAGAUCCAGGCUUUCCAGGGAUUUUGGGAUUACCAGGACCUCGUGGAAUUGCGGGAGAGAGAGGAGUUCCAGGCAAGACAGGAUCACCAGGCAAAGCUAGUGAUCCGGGGUCCAAAGGAGAACGGGGUGACCGGGGUUUUCAAGGUGAAAAAGGAAUCCAGGGAGAGAAAGGACGAGAUGGUGAUCCAGGCAUCCCAGGCAUAAAAGGACAUACUGGGAUAAUGGGUCCAUUGGGUCAUUCCGGAGAACGAGGUCCAGUUGGAUCACCAGGCCAAUCAGGUUCACCUGGCUUACCUGGGGAAAGAGGUGAACCACCAUCAUCAGAACAAUUGAGAAGACUUAUAAGAGAAGAGCUGUCAAAACAACUUGAUGCACGGUUGUCCUAUCUCCUGUCUCAGUUUCAACCAACAUCGAUUAAAGCAGCACCUGGAAAGCCAGGGUCUCCUGGUCCACCAGGGAAUGAUGGAUUUCUGGGGAGACCUGGUGUUCCAGGAGAACCUGGCCUGCAUGGAGAACCUGGCCUAGAGGGAGCCAGAGGACCAGUAGGUCCAAAAGGUGAUAAAGGUACUAAAGGUGAACAUGGGGCAACAGGCAUUGGACAGAGGGGUGAUCAUGGUCUGCCAGGUCCUCCAGGCAUUGCGGGAACACCUGGCUAUGGAAAAGAUGGAAUACCUGGUACACCAGGCCCACAAGGAGAGCCCGGCAUACCUGGCAGUGCUGGUCCACAGGGACCCCCUGGGCGGAAUGGAAACUGUGAUCUUGCGCAGUGUGCUUACUAUGCAAGCAUGGCCAGUCGGCCAGCCAAUCAAAAAGGACCUUAAACCAAGAUCAGAAGCGUUUGGUAAAAUUGAAGGACUGAGGUUGUUGGCUUAAAACACAUUGAUAAUUAGCAACCUGAACAAAGAUCACUGCAAGCACACUAGCUGCUGGCCAGUUGUGUUUUCAGACGUUACUUUCCUCUCAUUGGAGACUUGUACUGUGUCCCAACCAUUAAGCACACGUGUAGAUUCAUUCUGCAAAUCUGCACCAGCACUUGUGACUUAACUGUGUGGUUUUAAAGCUUAUUAACUAUGCAUAUUUUCAAGCUCUGCAGCUAUUUUCCACGAGACUUUCAUCUCAACUACACAACAUUCUGGUGUGACACUACAUGGUGCAAUUUACAAUCUCUGGCCCAUUCAGUUGUUGUGAUUGAUUUCAGUGUUAAAUAAAAGUAACACUAAAUGUGCAGAUUUCCACAUGCAAUAUUUAAAAGAAAAUACCUCUUGAAGGGGAGAUAAAUCUCACUUUACAAAAAUUAUAUAUUUGAAUUUACAAUCGUAUAUAUUUUACUAAUCGUAGAAUAUUAAAUGUACAUUUUCAGCAUGAAAUAGUAAUAUUUGGCAUUGUUAAUAGUUUUAAUACUUGUGCCUUCAUUUACUCUCCUGUGGUCUCUUUAGUUUUUAAACAAAUUAAAAUAUUAAUUUAUUUUGCUCUUCAAGUUAAAGGAUACUGGUAUUGAGAAUGGAACUCUUCGCAUUCAACACCAGUUUCUGCAUCAAGCCAUCUCUGGUCAAGUACACUUGUGCCCAAUGCAGAGUAAAGUUCAAUCUUCUCUGCCUAAAUGCUGCAUCAAACUCCCAUUUCAAAAGAGUACCCCGCUAGUUUCUUCAUUGGUACUAAAACAUCGUUCCUGGUCACUAAAAGUAUUAUAUAACAGCAUCAACAAAUGAUAUUCUCUAAAUGUUAUUCUAAUAAAGUCAAAGUUUAGUUACAACUAGACCAACACACGGGAGGCCUGGUUCCCCUAACACAAUGUUCCAGCACUCAUCCAUUCCCCCAACUACGCAGGGGAGGCUCAUUGCCCCUUAUUCACCCUCCCUCAUUAAACGUAUAAAUAAAUGCUUGCUGCCAGGAAUAAUAAAAAAAUGCACCCUCCCUCAUUAAACUUUUAAAAAAAUCCUUGCUGCCAGGAAUAU
Molecule: messenger RNA, 6252 nt
Organism: Amblyraja radiata (thorny skate)
Lineage: Eukaryota; Metazoa; Chordata; Chondrichthyes; Rajiformes; Rajidae
Gene: col22a1
Product: collagen, type XXII, alpha 1
Exons: 64
Coding region: 397-5118 (1573 amino acids)
Cellular component (GO): extracellular matrix
Source: RefSeq, a predicted model, not a curated record